AUGCCCUCUUCAAAUGCGGACCAGUUCCACCUCACCGAGGAACAGAAGCAGCAUUGGCUAGAGCAUGGGUUCAUCAAGGUAGAAGGAUGCUUUUCCCGCGAGGCUGCCGAACAGUUCACCUCAUCGCUAUGGACUCGGUUGGGAGCUUCUCCCGACGACAAAUCCACGUGGCCCGCUGAGAGGCUGAACAUGCCAGGCCACACUUCUGUACGUGUCGAGGAAUUUGCACCGAAGGCAUGGCAUGUCAUGUGCGAGCUCGUUGGCGGCGAAGAUAGGAUGGCGGACUGGUGCAAAAUGUGGAGGGACAAUUGGAUUGUCAACCUCGGAAAGCCAGAGUUUCAACCCACAGACCCGCUGGACUUUCGCACGCUUGAUGGCUGGCAUAAUGACGGAGACUGGUUUGUGCAUUUUCUGGACAGUGGAGAGCAGGCACUCCUAGUCAUCCCUCUCUUCAGUGACAUUGAGCCAAAGGGUGGUGGCACGGUUAUUUGCACGGAUGGAAUCGGCCUGGUGGCAAAGAAAUUGUAUGAGCAUCCAGGCGGAACUACACCGUUCCUCGCGCCCAACGGCACUCCGGACAUCCAAGGUCCGAAUCGCCGCACUCUAUGGAUGAAGUGGGUCAGCGACCCGGAGGCCACACGCCAAGAAUCUUUCCACGAAGCGACUGGCAAGGUCGGCGAUGUGUAUUUCCUACACCCAUUGAUGCUUCACUCUGCCUCGCGAAACCUCCUCCAAGCCGUGCGUGUUAUCACGAAUCCCCCCGUUGCACUCAAGGGACCCUUCAACUUCAACCGUUCGGAUCCCAAGGAAUACAGUCUCGUGGAACAAAAGACUCUUCGAGACCUAGGUAGGGCCGGUGGUUUGCCCGAGUGGAAGAUUACAGCUCCGCGUGAGUUACUCUCACCACAACGGGUGAAGAAUCAGGAAGAGAUGAAACGUGUUGAGCUCGAGCGAAUGGCGAAAGCGGCUGUGCCGAUCACACAGUUAGCGAUAGCAACGCAGGUAGACCAGUAUUAUCCGUCAUGA
Messenger RNA from Penicillium daleae, 1026 nucleotides. RefSeq lists its product as uncharacterized. The transcript is spliced from 3 exons. Lineage: Eukaryota; Fungi; Ascomycota; Eurotiomycetes; Eurotiales; Aspergillaceae. The record is from RefSeq and is a predicted model, not a curated record. The coding region runs from base 1 to 1026 and encodes 341 amino acids.